AUGGAUAAUAUUUCGAUGUCACAAAAUUAUUCAAUUUUAUUGAAUAAUUCAAUGAAUAAAAACUCAACAAUAGCAAAUAAUAUCAUGCAAAUGCAAUCAGCAGCAUUUAAAAAUACUUAUCAGGAAGUAAAAACUGAUUGGGUAUUACAACGAAUUGAUAAUUUUAAUCCAGAUGAUAAACGAGAAUUCAAACAACGUUAUAUGUCUAAUUUGGAAUUUUACAAUAAUUCUGGUUUGGCAUUUUAA
Brugia pahangi is the source of this 246-nucleotide messenger RNA. The record is from the annotation of a GenBank genome assembly. Lineage: Eukaryota; Metazoa; Nematoda; Chromadorea; Rhabditida; Onchocercidae.